UUCAUUGAUGUUUUUUUAAUAGCCCCUUCAAAUUGAUGCGUUUUUCUUACACUUAGCGUAAUCGUUCAUUUUCAAACGAUUACGCAAAUAACGAUGAACGCAUUGAGAUGCAUUUCACACCUCUUGUGUGGCUCUUCACAUGCAGUUAUCCCAUUAAAUUCAAUACACUAUAUAUGUCUAUUCACGUUUUUCUUAAUUAUGAUUAACAAUGUUACAACACAACGUUCAAUUUCGAGUAACAAUAUUUCUUAAUGCUGUGUGUGGCUGAAAAGUCUAUUUUUCUUAGCGACGCUAAUUACUCAUAAUCUGUCAAACACCGAUGCCGCUUAGGUGGAACAUUACACCGUUAUACUACACCAUGACGGUGCCGCUCCAUGCACAUAAAAUGCGCAAGCAAGACGUGUUUGGUCACUUUGUUUUUACAACCGAACUCUACCCGCGAUAUCAGAAAAUCGAAAUGGCAACCUCGAAUCCCAUCACGAAAAUCGGACGUCAGCAUGAAAAGACAUGGUCCCGUCUUCAGAAAAGAUUGUCCGACUGUACCUUCGAUUACUCCAGAAUCAUGCCGGAUAAUAUAAUCACUUUCCUGAUCCAUAAGGCCACAAGUGUCAACAGCUGCCUCGGCUAUCUCCUACCGACGAUCCUUGCCACUGUCUCCUACCUAUUGAGCAGAGCAAAAGUUACCGUUUCAACAGUGAAUCGCGAUCAAUCCACAAGCCUUUACACGAUAUUCGUCGGCUACCCUGGCACCGGGAAAUCUCCUGCUAUUGAACAUGGCUGUAUCAAGCCACUUCAAAGUGUCCUGCGAGACGACGUUAAAAACGGCCUUCUUGACCGAACAACUUCCUCCGGUUUGAUCAAACAUCUCUCCGUUCACGGGACUGGAUUUAUCGUUUCUCCUGAGGUUUCUGAUGUUUUAAAUAAACUCUUGAAAUCGGACGAGGAAACCUGUUCAGGAGACGCUAUGGUGCUGUGCAAACUUUUCUCGGGCGAACGAAUUUCGUUUCAUUAUGCGACUGAAAAUACGAGAGAGAUCGACGCAAACACACCCUUUUCCAUCCUUGGUUCAACUCAAAUGCCUAACGCUGCAAAACUUAUUGCCAAGAUGGACAAAGGUCAAGGAUUACUGGAUCGCUUUUUGAUUUCGGUUCCAAGCGCACGGUGCCCAAAAUCAAAAGAAAUUGAACAAUCGCUUCAAUACCUAUCCACCGAGUGUAUUGACGACUUUGACAACAUUUAUCGCUUGAUCACCCAGUUUCAUACGGAUAAUGUUGUUAAAUACACGUUUGAUGACGAGGCUGAAGACGCGAUGAGAAACGAACGGGAUGCCUUCAUCAGUGACAUCAACGAUGCCAUUGCCGACGGCGAAACAACACCUCCCAAGUCUAAGAAAUUGGACCUGUUACCGAGAAUGGCCGCAACCCUCCAUGUUUUACAACAUGCUAUGGAAUGUGCCUUAGCCGCUCAAGAAGACAUGUCAACAAUCCCUACGACCAUACCUAAAGAGACGUUCGAGAAAGCGAAAUUGUACGUGGAUCAUGUUGAGAAUCAAAAACACAUGCUGUGUGAGUUCAUCAAGUCCAUAACUAAUGACACCUGUGAUGAAGAAAGACCACAGCCGAACGCGGGGAACAUUAAGUCGGGAAUAUUGAUAUUUCCAGGCCCUGUUGUUACGUACAGGGCUUUCGUUCAAAGCGGCCCCCGUUUGACUAGGGGAAUAUCGAACGAAGAAUUCGUUAAUGCGACAGAGCAGCUAAAGGAAGAUUAUGGCCACACCAUUAAUGUCAGAGUUGCUAGGUCAUCAAAAACGGCGAGUCUGUUUGUCAAGAAAGCACCAAAUCAAUUCGAAGAAUGGCCCAGUGAAAUUUUGUGCAAAAGAGAAGAAUACGAAAACAGCUACCAUCGACCAUGUCACAAGGCUAUAUCGCCAAGCAUACGUAGAUUGCUUCGCCAACAAAACAUUUUGACCGAGGAACAACUGAACAUGUAG
Messenger RNA from Dendronephthya gigantea, 1990 nucleotides. RefSeq lists its product as uncharacterized. The transcript has 2 exons. NCBI's taxonomy places the organism in Eukaryota, Metazoa, Cnidaria, Anthozoa, Malacalcyonacea, Nephtheidae. The coding region runs from base 320 to 1990 and encodes 556 amino acids. The record is from RefSeq and is a predicted model, not a curated record.